AUGGUCACCCCAACAGGACGACAGUGUGAAUCGAAUGCAGAGAUAUGGACAGAUGAGACCACCCGCUGCCUCUGUUCUGCUGGCCAGCUCUCCUGCUUUCCCUCUCACUGCCCUGAAGGCCAACUCUGUGGUCCUCAAAGAAGAGGCUCCAAUGGGACUUCUACCUUUGGGAUUUGCACUAUACACAGUCACGCAGACGGCAGCACUUUUGAUGGAGUAUUGUUCCGCUUUACGACCGCCUGCACUUAUGUUCUGGCUAAGACCUGCUCACCCACUGAAACCCUGCCCAUGUUCGCUGUGGAAGUGGUCAAUGAGCAGCAUGAUAACACAUCUCUGCCAGAGGUCCAGAAGAUCAAUAUUAACAUGAGGAUUUACAGGGUGUCUCUGCUGAAAAGCCAAACAGACCGGGUUGUGAUUAAUGGGAUCUGGAGAAAGCUUCCACUAAGCCUUAACAGUGACACUGUCAACAUCAGGAGCACCCCUACCACUAUUGUGCUGGCAACCACUUUUGGUCUUACAGUCUCAUUUGACAGCACUGGUGUGGUCCACGUCACCCUCCCAUCAACCUAUUCUGAUAAAGUCUGUGGCAUGUGUGGCAACUUUAACCACCUCAAAGAAGAUGACUUUAGGAACCUCGAGUCACAAAACGCAACAGCUUUGGCUGAAAGCUGGCAGACUGGGAAAACUGCCUCUUCCUGUGAAACCAUUCUAUUCCCUCAGUGUGACCCACUGGAGGAGGCACAGUAUGCCAGUGAGCUGUACUGUGGAGGCUUAUUCUCUACUACUGGUCCCUUUGCUGACUGCUUAUCAGUUGUAGGGGCAGACAGCUAUAUCAGAGGCUGCGUGUUUGCCAUGUGUUCUACUCAUGGUGACCAAGCCGUGCUAUGUGAGACGCUACAGGUCUAUAUUGAUAUCUGCAAUAAAGCUGGCAUUGCAGUACCCAUGUUGAGGAACUCCACAAUCUGCCCCAUUCAGUGCGGUGAGAACAGCCACUAUAACUCAUGUGCUGAUGGCUGUCCCGAGGUGUGCUCCAGUCUGGAUAUAGCUGGCUCCUGUGGAAGCUGUGAGGCAAGAUGUGAGUGUGAUUCUGGCUUCAAACUCAGUGGGGAAAAGUGUGUCCCAGCAGAAGACUGCGGGUGCUGGUAUAAUGGAAAACACUAUGAGAAAGGAGAAACACUGGUGGAAGGAGAUUGUGUGCAACAGUGUCAGUGUAUGGGUAAUAACAAUAUGCAGUGCACUCAAAUGCAAUGUGCAGACAAUGAAGUUUGUAAGGUUAAAGAUGGGGUCAAAGGCUGCUUCCUUUUCAAACCCACCACCUGCAGUGUGUACGGUGAUCCACACUACAUCACCUUUGACGGUCUGGCAUAUGACUUUCAAGGGGGAUGCAGUUACAUAUUGACCACCACAUGUGGUGGAGGAAGCUCAGUCCAGUUCACAGUAUCUGGACACAACACCCACCCCCCCCUUCAGAACUUCACCAGAUCCAAGCUUCAAGCCGUGGCUCUCCAAGUCGAGGAUCUGUAUCUCAUCUUGAAUCAAAGCGGAGAGGUCUAUGUCAGUUAUAAGCAAGUCCAACUGCCAUAUUCCACCAGCGGGACAUAUGGCUCAGUAUGGGUGUAUGUGAAGAAUAAUCAUAUCAUCUUGGAGACAACUUUUGGCCUCAAAAUGCACAUAGAUGGAGAGAACAGACUGUUUCUGCAGGUGGAUGAGCACUACAAAUAUGAUCUGUGUGGUUUGUGUGGCACUUAUUCUGGAUAUCAGGACGAUGACUUUGUAACUCCAGGAGGCCAAAACGUGUCAGAAACGUUUGAGUUUGGUGACAGCUGGAGGGUCCCAAACAACUCUGAAUGUUUAGCUCGUCCAAACAAUCCAAGACUCUGUGACAAGGAUGAGAGGGAUACAGCCUACAAUGAGUGUUCAGUGCUGUUUGGCAGUGUUUUCAUGCCCUGUCAUGAACACAUUCACCCAAGCAUUUACCUCAAUAGUUGUGUGUAUGACUACUGUGCUACGAGCGGCGACCAACACACACUCUGUGAAUCUCUGAAGUCCUAUGCAACAGCAUGCCAGGUUUCAGGAGUUGAACUUCCAAAUUGGCAGACUGGCACAGCCUGUGAAGGCCUUUCUACUUCAACAGCUCCUCCAACAACUGCUUCUCCAACACCAGAUCAAACUUUUUGUCCCUUGAACUGCAAUUUUGAAAAAGAUCUGUGUGGGUGGGAGCAGCUUAUGCAGGACACUUUUGAUUGGACAAAACACUCUGGACCCACACCAACAAAUUUAACAGGUCCAAACCAAGACCACACCACUGGAGCUGGUUUCUACAUGUACCUUGAGGGAGACAGUGUAACUCAUGGAGACUCUGCCCGUUUGAUGAGCUCGGCGUGUAAUUUUAACGGACCACUCUGCCUGUAUUUCUGGUACCAUAUGUAUGGUUCAGCCACAGCCAUGGCUCUUAAUAUCUACCUGCUGAAAGACAGUAAAACAACAAAGCUCUGGUCCAUGAUGGACAACCAGGGACCAGAAUGGCAUCUGGGAAGAGCUGAUGUCAAAGUGUCUGGUCCAUUCCAAAUUAUAAUAGAAGGAAUUCGAGGCUCUAAUUAUCAGUCAGAUGUGGCCAUAGAUGACAUAUCUGUCCAUUUUGGCUCAUGUUCAGUGUGCCAAUUCCACUGUAAUUUUGAGCAAGAUUUAUGUCAGUGGAAUCAGUUGAUCACUGAUGCUUUUGAUUGGACAAGAAACAGUGGCUCCACUCCUACUAUCAAUACAGGACCUUCUACAGAUCACACCACAGGAGGUGGCCACUAUCUUUACAUUGAAGCCAACAGUGCAUCGUAUGGAGACACAGCUCGUCUCAUCAGCUCUGAGUGCUCUGACUCUGGACCUCAGUGUCUGCAGUUCUGGUACCAUAUGUAUGGCUCAGCAGAUACAAUGGGCCUCCAUGUUUACCUGCUCCAAAACAGAAUAGCCAAUCAGGUUUGGAGGAAGCAGAGUGACCAAGGAAAUAUGUGGCACCUGGCUCAAGUGGACAUUGAACCAACCACACCUUUUCAGAUCAUUAUUGAGGGGCGCAGAGGAUCCAAUGAUGAGUCAGAUGUGGCCAUAGAUGAUUUGAAGCUUUAUCACGGCCGCUGCUCAGAUCUGGUAGGUGGAAUUACAACACAAUCAGCUAGACCUGAUCUUAAUACCACAGCGCCCCCAAGAGUCCCUGUCCAAACCACUGCAGCUCCACAGCCUCCUAUGGUCACUGCUACCUUCCAACCACCGAUAAUAAAUAUCACUGUCCCUCCCGUAGUGGAGGAAACAACCAACCUAAUUAAUAAGAACAAUGUUACUGAAGCUCCAGAUAGCCGGCCACCUCUGCAGCCAGCAUGCCAGAUGCACUGUGAUUUUGAGCAAGAUUUAUGUCAGUGGAAUCAGAUGAUAACUGAUGCUUUUGAUUGGACAAGACAGAGUGGCUCCACUCCUACGAUCAAUACUGGACCAUCUUCAGAUCACACCACAGGAGGUGGCCACUAUCUUUACAUUGACGCCAACAGUGCAUCAUAUGGAGACACAGCGCGUUUCAUCAGCUCUGAGUGUUCUGACUCUGGACCUCAGUGUCUGCAGUUCUGGUACCAUAUGUACGGCUCAGCAGAUACAAUGGGCCUCCAUGUUUACCUGCUCCAAAACAGAAUAGCCAAUCAGAUUUGGAGGAAGCAGAAUGACCAAGGAAAUAUGUGGCACCUGGCUCAGGUGGACAUUACAGCAACAGACACUUUCCAGAUUAUAUUUGAAGGACGAAGAGGUUCGAAUACUCAGUCUGAUGUGGCAGUAGAUGAUGUGUCACUUUAUCAUGGGCGCUGUGCAGCACCAAUUUGCCCACGGUAUAGUCACUAUACCACUUGUGUCCCUGCAUGUAGUCCAACCUGUUUUUUCUUGAAUGGCCCACCACAUUGUAGUGACAAUGAGGUUUGUGUUCCUGGAUGUGUGUGCGAUGAUGGCUUUGUCAUGAAAAUGAAGAUUUGUGUGCCUCUGGAACAAUGUGGCUGUGUGGACAAGAAUGGCACCAAACACCAAUUCAAUGAACAGUGGUACACAGAUCACUGCAGUCAGAAAUGUGAAUGUGAGAAGGAUGACGGAAUAGGAAAGAUUGACUGUGAUGAUGAAGAUGAAUGUGAUGGAAAUGCUGUCUGCCUUCAAAAUGAAAAGGGCAAUUAUUACUGCCAGUCUACAGACUUCGAUGAGUGUACGAUCAAGAAGGACCCUGAAUAUAAAACAUUUGAUAAAAUGAAGCAUGACUUUGAGGGUGAACACUCUUACGUGCUGGUGAGGACCAGCAACUUGCCAAGCAACCUUCCAGACAUCUACAUUGAAAGCAUCAACAUGCCCGUCUUAGAUCAGGGCGGUGAUAGUCAGCAUGAAAAUGACAGCAGCAGUGAAGAAGAGCAGAAGAGCAGGGAAGGUGAUGAUGAUGACGAUGACAGCAAAGAACAUGACGAGCACCACAGAUUACAAGAGCUUAAGAUCAGAGUGUACAAUCACACUCUGGAGUUCAAGAAGAAUCGGAAACUGAUCGUGGAUGGAAAACCUACGGAAAUGCCCGUCUCAGUGACUGGUGGUCUAAAGAUCUGGAAGCGUUCCUCUCAUAUCUACCUACAAACUGAUUUUGGCUUGUCAGUGGCAUUUAAUGGACACCAUUCAGCAGAGAUUACUCUACCACACAUUUAUAGAAGGAAGGUGGGAGGCCUGUGUGGAAACUUUGAUGCUCAGAGAAAAAAUGACAGGAUGAAGCCAGAUGGUACCAUAGCCAGAAGCACUCAAGAGUUUGGAGAGAGCUGGAGAGUGUGAA
Molecule: messenger RNA, 4825 nt
Organism: Pundamilia nyererei
Lineage: Eukaryota; Metazoa; Chordata; Actinopteri; Cichliformes; Cichlidae
Product: zonadhesin
Exons: 22
Coding region: 1-4824 (1607 amino acids)
Cellular component (GO): extracellular matrix; membrane
Source: RefSeq, a predicted model, not a curated record